AUCGAGCAGCCUGCAGCCGCUCUUCUGCUCGAGGCAGUGUGGGGGGACGCGGCCUCCACUCUCGUGGCCAGGCAGUCAUGCCCGACUUCAACAAGCCCGUCACGCUCCAGCUUGGGCCGGAGCCUGCGGCUGAGAGCGCGCAGAAGUCGACCGUGGAGAUGGAGCAGUUCUUGAAGCAGUAUUUCGGGGCCCCGCCGACAGCUCCGCACGGCACGAAGUUCAAGCCCGACCCGAAGGCAUUCUACGAGCACACGCUGCUGGUGAAGUUCCCGGACCCGAAGUCGAAGAAGAAGAUUAGGACCAAGACCAAGAUGAGGGGGGACUAG
This is a messenger RNA of Prorocentrum cordatum, 326 nucleotides long. Lineage: Eukaryota; Dinophyceae; Prorocentrales; Prorocentraceae. The record is from the annotation of a GenBank genome assembly.